UCUCUCUCUUUCGCUUUGCGUCCGUCGUCAUAGCAACCGAGCUUUUGUUUUCUUCCGCGAACGAGGUAAAACCUCGCGAGUCAGCUCCCCAACUAACUGCAGCUUCCUUCCAACGACUUUGAUUUCGCAAGCGGAUACGAAACAUUCGGCUUUUCCUCAACUUUGACGGAAAUCAACUGACCGCACGCGACACGAUCGGCGAUGGCGACGCCUCGGCGCGACGUCGUCGACUUCGGGGCGCUGGAGAAAGAACUCGGCGCCGCCGUGGAGUCGGAGCGCAAGUACCAACGAGAGAACGACGCCAAGUUGAGGGCCGUCCGGCAAGGCGUCGCCUCCUACCAGCAGUUCAGGGAUCUGGUCCUGACCAGUCACUUGACGCCGCUGGACAAGAACGACAAGAACGCUCGCAAGCGCCCCCCCUGGAACCCCGUGGUUGCCGGCGGCAACCAGGGCGGGAACCCGCCUGAAUAACAUCAGGAAAAAGACAUCUAACCCUCAAUGACAAAAUACAUAAACGUGUCAAGUUGUCAAUUCAA
Syngnathoides biaculeatus (alligator pipefish) is the source of this 536-nucleotide messenger RNA. It is a transcript of the gene dnaaf19, whose product is annotated as coiled-coil domain containing 103. Lineage: Eukaryota; Metazoa; Chordata; Actinopteri; Syngnathiformes; Syngnathidae. Gene Ontology annotation, cellular component: outer dynein arm. The transcript is spliced from 3 exons. The coding region runs from base 202 to 471 and encodes 89 amino acids. Gene Ontology annotation, biological process: epithelial cilium movement involved in extracellular fluid movement; determination of left/right symmetry; inner dynein arm assembly. The record is from RefSeq and is a predicted model, not a curated record.